AUGACCUCUUCCAGCAAGGAUGUGACAGGUUCGGUACAGAUUUUCUUGCGAGCAUCUUUCUGCCUCUACUCACUCCUAGAUUUCAGUCUGCAGGCGACCUGGAUACGCAACACAGUCAUCCAUGCCAUCCGGUCGUCGACGACUGCCUCCGUACACAACAUUCCCCACAACCUCAUCUACAUGCACCCAAGCAUCGGUGCCCUCAGUGACUUCGUCUUCCACCUGGUUUCGACGGGUAAGAAGGCUGGCAGCGCCUCCCAUACGGAGACGAAGGCGAAAGAGAUGCACAACAUGGUGAAGAAAUACGCCGCCACUAUAUCCUUCGCGAAGCGUUUCGACGGAGGGAAGUAUGUAGCUGUUCAGGAUGGAAAGACCAUCUUGGUGACAGGCACCACUGGCCGCUUGGGUUGCCAUCUACUCUCUCAGCUCCUGCAGAGGCCGGACGUCAUCAGAGUGUAUGCACUGAACAGGGACUCCCAGGGUUCGGAUGUUGCACUGAGAGCGCGGCAGCAGGAGGCAUUCAAGACUUGGGGUCUUGACGUCGGCUUGCUCGACUCAGAGAAGCUCAUGUUGAUGGCGAGCGAGCUGCCAAAAAGGUAUAUGGGUUUGAGCAAGGAGAGAUAUGAUGAAAUCCGCGACUCUGUAACGGCGAUCAUCCACAAUGCCUGGCGGGUCAAUUUCAACCUCUCCCUGUCGUCAUUCGAGCCCUUGAUCACCGGCGUGUGCAACUUGAUCAACCUCUCCGCCGGGUCUCCAAGCUUUGCAGGCCCGCGCAUCCUCUUUGUCAACUCCAUCGGUGUCCUCCGCAAGCCGAUUCUGGAUCCCAAGGUGGCAAUGGGUGCAGGUUAUAGCGAGAGCAAGUGGGUUGCGGAUGGUGAUACGCUCAACGGUGGGUGGAACACGAAAGAGUGGGUCGACGCCUUAGUGAGUGCCGCACAGGCUCUGGGCUGCAUGCCGUCACUAGAAGAGAUUGUCGCGUGGCUACCCGUGGAUAUCGUCACCUCUGCACUCCUCGACAUGGUCUCCUCCAAGAUCGUCGAGCCGGUCUUGAACCUGGUGCACCCGCGUCCCGUGACAUGA
This is a messenger RNA of Sparassis crispa, 1080 nucleotides long. RefSeq lists its product as hypothetical. The transcript is spliced from 6 exons. Bases 1 to 1080 code for a protein of 359 amino acids. Lineage: Eukaryota; Fungi; Basidiomycota; Agaricomycetes; Polyporales; Sparassidaceae. The record is from RefSeq and is a predicted model, not a curated record.